GCAACUGAGGUCUGAGCUCGGCUUGGCUUUAGUUGAGUCGGUGCGGAUGAAAGCAGACGAGUCGAGGAGAGAGCAGUCAUCAUAAACUACAGCGUGUUUGCUCACUUCCGAGGAGUUUUAAUCGAAGAUGCAACUAUCAGUAGUUUAUAUUUUAGACACGUUUACAUGUUGUUUUUGUUAAAUUAAAGUUUAGCGAGAGGAGCGGUUUUAUUGUGAUAUCAGCUCAGCUGCAGGUAAAAGCGGCUGUAGGUAACUUACAGCAAAAACCGAAUUUACGUUUAUAACAGCCGUUAUGAUUCCUGAGCGUCCCGAGCCCAGGAGCAGUAUCCGGUGUGAAUCCGGUCCGAACCGCUCCGGUUUGCUGCGCGAGAUCCGGACCGACAUCAGGAGCGAGCCGUUCACCGAGCGCUAUGACGUCAUCCCCGGCAAAGAGCUGGGCAGAGGAAAGUUUGCUGUGGUGAGGAAGUGUGUGGAGAAGAGCUCAGGGAAAACCUAUGCAGCGAAGUACAUGAGGAAGAGGAGGAAGGGUCAGGACUGCCGGACGGAGAUCCUCCACGAGAUCGCGGUGCUGGAGCUGGCAGCGCUCUGUCCACGAGUGGUCAAUCUCCACCAGGUCUACGAGACGGCCAGCGAGAUGGUGCUCGUCCUGGAGUACGCUGCCGGAGGAGAGAUCUUUACCCAGUGUGUGGCAGACCGUGACGAGGCCUUCAGUGAGCGAGACGUGAAGAGACUGAUGAAGCAGAUCCUGGAGGGAGUCUCCUUCCUUCACAGGAACAACGUGGUGCAUCUGGACCUCAAACCUCAGAAUAUCCUCCUGACCAGCGAGUGUCCUGUCGGGGAUAUAAAGGUGGUGGACUUCGGCCUGUCCAGGCUGGUCAGCAGCGGUCAGGAGCUCAGGGAGAUCAUGGGCACACCGGAGUAUGUGGCACCAGAAAUCCUGAAUUAUGAGCCAAUAAGCACAGCGACUGACAUGUGGAGCAUCGGUGUCCUGGCGUACGUGAUGCUGACGGGGAUCUCUCCGUUCCUGGGGGACAACAAGCAGGAGACCUUCCUCAACAUCUCUCAGAUCAACAUCAGCUACAGUGAAGAGGAGCUGCAGCGUCUGGACGGAGACGCCAUCGGCUUCAUCAAGAGCCUGCUCAUCAAAGAGCCGGAGAGCCGAGCCACGGCUGAAGACUGUCUCAGACACCGCUGGCUCCAGACGGACGAGAGCCCUGAUGAAGAUGAAGAUGAGGAGGAGCUGAUCGUGAUGGCCUCCUACACCCUCGGUGGGUGCCGUCAGUCCUCUGAGACAGACGGCCUGACCCCGGAUCAGAAGGCCAUCUCCAAACGCUUCAAGUUUGAGGAGCCGUUCUGCGCCCUGCAGGAGGUCCCAGGAGAGUUCAUCUACUGAUGUCUGCUCAGGAUGUGCUCUCGUCUCUGUGUGCUGCUGUGUUUUCAUGCUUCUGUUACUGAAGCCUUGCUGUGGUUCUCUCGCAUUUCUCUCUUUGUUUUAGUUUUUUUUGGUGCCUUGCUUAAAUAUCUGAUAAGGGUCAAAACUUUUUGUUUUCUUCUUUGCCAUGUUUGUACAAAAUUAAAGUUGUUUGUUUUUUUUCUUCGAUAUUGAGGGAAAGAAGAAUUAAAUGUAAAUUAAUCCGUUUUAUUUUUAGUAUCUCCGAGUCUUGAUUAAAAAAAGCCAUGUGUGUGUUGAUCUUGAGAGCGGCCGCUCCGGUCAACACGUGUUUAUGAAGAACUGUGUCUGUCUUUCUGUGUGUUCAGCUCAUGUUAGAGAUAUAACUGUAUAUUGAUUUGUCACUGUAAAGAAUAUUUUUAAUGGCAACACAUUUCAAAGUGACCGUCUUGAUGCUGUAAAUAAAAGUUUGUCUUAACUGUU
Messenger RNA from Carassius auratus (goldfish), 1873 nucleotides. Its product is annotated as serine/threonine-protein kinase 17A. Gene Ontology annotation, biological process: positive regulation of apoptotic process; intracellular signal transduction; protein phosphorylation. Gene Ontology annotation, molecular function: ATP binding; protein serine/threonine kinase activity. The record is from RefSeq and is a predicted model, not a curated record. The transcript is spliced from 7 exons. Lineage: Eukaryota; Metazoa; Chordata; Actinopteri; Cypriniformes; Cyprinidae. Bases 293 to 1393 code for a protein of 366 amino acids. Gene Ontology annotation, cellular component: nucleus.